This is a messenger RNA of Notolabrus celidotus (New Zealand spotty), 5524 nucleotides long. It is a transcript of the gene phf8, whose product is annotated as PHD finger protein 8. Gene Ontology annotation, molecular function: histone demethylase activity; transcription coregulator activity. The transcript has 22 exons. The coding region runs from base 514 to 3585 and encodes 1023 amino acids. Gene Ontology annotation, biological process: regulation of transcription by RNA polymerase II; protein demethylation. Lineage: Eukaryota; Metazoa; Chordata; Actinopteri; Labriformes; Labridae. The record is from RefSeq and is a predicted model, not a curated record.
UGUUCUGUCAACAGCAACAAAAGCGACGAACAACGGUCUGACGCUACAGCCUUUGAAAUGGCGUUGAUGUAGUUUAUUACGCCGUUAUUUGUAGUUAUUCUGCUCGUAUGAUUCUCUGCAGGUUUUAGUUUCUGCUCCACUUUGAAAUUCAGGGCCUAGCCUUUAAAUUCGGGCAUAACGGAACUGAUAAACAAAAAUGUGGUAAAGCAAAUUGCCUUUAAUUUACGUUGCAUAAUAAGGCCGCAGCUGCCCCCGAGCUUGCGUAGGAUUAAACCCGCUUUUGGAUGCUUGGCCUGCCGCAGCUUGAUGUCGGCUCCAGAAUGAAUCCCAGCGAGCAUGUGUUUCAGGAAUCUGCAAGUGAAUAGAUGAACUUGGAGUUCAGUGAAACAUUAGCAGUUAAAUUACUGUAAAAUCAGUAACCAUUCAGUGCUUUGGUCCCUCACAUCUGAAUAUAUAUUUUACCUUCUCAACGUUAACAAGUGUUAAAAGCUAGUUUAGACAAACGGACUCAACAUGGCUUCAGUGCCAGUGUACUGCUUGUGUCGCCUUCCAUACGAUGUGACACGUUUCAUGAUUGAGUGUGACAUCUGUCAAGACUGGUUUCAUGGAAGCUGUGUUGGAGUAGAGGAGGACAAAGCAGCUGAGAUCGAUCUUUAUCACUGCCCGAACUGUCAGGUCUCACAUGGGCCAUCCGUCAUGCGUAAACGCCGCGGAGGUAACAAGCAAACAGAUGGAGGUUCUGCUGGAACAAGAGAUCCAAGUCGACCUGUCAAGACCGGCAGUGUACAGUUUGUCAGAGAACUACGGAGCCGCACCUUCCCAAAUGCGGAUGAAGUCUUGCUGAAACCAUCUGGGGCCCAGCUGACAGUUGAGUUUCUGGAAGAGCAUUCAUUCAGUGUUCCCGUCAUGGUGCUGAGGAGAGAUGGCCUCGGCAUGACCCUCCCUCCUGCAUCUUUUGGCGUCACGGAUGUAGAGCACUAUAUUGGUGCAGACAAAGAGAUCGAUGUUAUUGAUGUGUCCCGCCAAAGUGAUAUGAAGAUGCGUUUGGGAGACUUCGCUGAAUACUACAACAGCCCCAACAGAGACAGAGUGCUGAAUGUAAUCAGCCUGGAGUUCUCUGAGACGAGGCUUUCAAACUUGGUGGAGACUCCAAAGAUUGUGAGGAAACUGUCAUGGGUUGAAAACCUCUGGCCUGAAGAGUCAGUAUUUGAACGGCCCAAUGUGCAGAAGUACUGCCUAAUGGGAGUAAAGGACAGCUAUACAGACUUUCACAUUGACUUUGGAGGAACCUCAGUGUGGUACCAUGUCCUGAGAGGCGAGAAGAUCUUCUACCUGAUUUCCCCAACUCAAGCAAAUUUGUCACUUUUUGAGCGGUGGAGUUCUUCAUCUAACCAGAAUGAGAUGUUCUUUGGAGACCAGGUUGAUAUGUGUUACAAAUGCUCCGUCAAACAGGGAAACACCUUGUUUAUUCCAACAGGAUGGAUUCAUGCUGUGCUGACUCCAGUGGACUGUCUGGCCUUUGGAGGAAACUUCUUGCAUAGUCUUAACAUUGACAUGCAGCUUCGGGCAUAUGAAAUAGAGAAGAGAUUAAGCACAGCAGACUUGUUCAGAUUUCCCAACUUUGAGACUGUGUGCUGGUAUGUUGGAAAGCACCUUCUUGACACCUUCAGAGGUCUGAGAGAAAACCGAAGACAUCCUGCCACUUACCUGGUUCACGGAGCUAAGGCCUUGAACAAUGCCUUCCGCGGCUGGACCCGUAAAGAAGCUUUAGCAGAGCAUGAAGUGGAAAUUCCAGAAACCAUCAAUACUCAGACACUCGUGAAGGACCUGGCCAAAGAGAUUCGUCUGGUUGAGGAUAUCUUCCAGCAAAACAUUGGCCGUACUGGACCUCAGUUUCCUGGCUCGCCACUCUCUAAAGCUCCCCUGACUGCUUCACAGAAUUCAGGACGCCCUCCUGGAAAAAAGAAGGGGCCCAAGCCCAAGGAAGUCUUAGGGGGUCUUGGCCCCCCUGGAACCAAGAAAAAAAGUCAGAAAGGGCUGCUCAAAGCGGAGGCAGGAGAACUGGAUCUCAUUGAGAUCCACACAAAACAUACACUCAAAAAAUUUCAGCCUGGCAAAUCCAAAAAUGAGAGCAAGUUGGAGCUGCCUUUAGAGGAGUUUGAAGGGAAGAUUAAUAAAAGCAAACUGAAACUUGUUCUGACCAAUGGAAAAAUCCAAGGUAAGAAGGAUGGAAGUAGUAAUGGUGCAGGAAGUGCUGGAAAGUACAAACAUCUUGCCAUGGAGGGAUCCAGUCUGUCUGACUUGGAGUCUGAGGAUGAGCUGCAGAUUGACGAGACCCCUCCUCCACGACGUAAGCCUGCGGGAGCUAACAAGAAAAAGAAAAUGAGCGGUCUUCCCAGGAAGCUGCCCAGAGCCAAACCCUGCUCGGACCCGAAUCGCAUCAGGGAGCCUGGAGAGGUAGACUUUGACAUUGAGGAGGAUUACACCACAGACGAAGAGGCACUCGCUGCCCACGGGGUGAAGGGUGGUGCAGGAGGCAUUCUGGACCUGUUGAAGGCCAGCAAGCAGGUGGCGGGCUUGGACUCAGCAGCGCUCAGUGAGGAAGCACCAGCCUCUCCCAGUACCCGUGAUGCAAUCCAAGGUAUGCUGUCCAUGGCCAACCCGCCCUCCUCAUCUUCAUCUUCCUCGUCUUCAUCCCCUUUAUCUAUCUCUGGAGGCCUGACAGAAGGACUAGGGAAAGUCAAGGAAAAAGGUGGCAGGGCUGUAUGGGUCACUGGAGGGGUUAAAAAGACAGGAAGUGCUGAGAAGAAACCUGUUAUCCAGCGGCCUGGAAAACGGCCUAUCAAACGGCCAGCCCGUCAUCUUAGCGACGAGGAGAGUCCAGAUGAGCAGGAGACUCUGGGAACCUGUUUUAAGGAUUCAGACUACGUUUACCCAUCCCUGGAGUCUGAUGAGGAGGACCAUGCUAACAAGGCUAAGAUGAAGAGAAAGAAAAACUGGGAUGACACACCUUGGAGCCCAAAAGCCAGGGUGAUGCCCACCCUUCCCAAACAAGAGCGUCCAGCAAGGGAGGGGGCCAGAGUCGCAUCAGUAGAAACUGGACUUGCUGCAGCUGCUGCAAAGCUGGCACAACAAGAGCAGCAGAAGCCCACCAAAAGGAAGUACACGAAGAAGCAGCGUCCUCCUGCUCCUGUGGUCACUCCUCCCCCUGUUCAGACAGAGCCAGCCCCACCCUCACCACCACCUGCUCCAGAGUCUGCUCCAGACUUUAGCCCAGACAGAAGGAUGGAUUAUUUCUCCGCUAGUCUGUUGGACCAUGAGUAUACAGCAGGGCCGGGACCAUUUGGUCCUGGAGGCCCGAGGGGCAGUGGAGCUAUGGCCCCUGGUGUAUUCCUUACGUCACGCCGCCCUUCACUAUCUCCACAGAACAGCAGCCCUCACUCCAGCGUGUCCCCGGCAGGUUUAGCCAGCCAAGGCGCUAUGGGAGUCGGUCAAGGAAAACGUCCAAAGAAAGGACUUGCGACUGCAAAACAGAGACUUGGAAAAAUUUUGAAAAUUCACCGCAAUGGCAAACUUCUCUUGUGAGGGAUGUUUGAAAUAAGGCUGAAGACUUCUAAGGUGGAAUGAAAAAAAAAGGCUUUGCAAAAGGUAAUCUAAAGGAAAUAGAGGUAGUGAUCUAUAUUUUGUACUCUAGAUAAAUUUGUUUACUGUUUUCACUUGAUAUUGAACCUCACUUUAACUUGUCAUACGUCAGUUACCCUGGCAGGGAACUCCCACCUGCCACCUGUUUUGGAGCUCCACUUCUCCAUAUCCACAAAAACAGUUUUUUGAAAGGCAAAUGUGUGACUUGAAUACAUUCACUGAAAUAUGCUAGAUGCAACAUACAACAUCAAAUCGGCAAUUGGAUGUGUUAUAUGCGUUACAAAAUGACAGGUGGACAUUGGUUUAACUCGACUUAGGGCGCACUCACGCUAUGCAAUCCGUGCCGUCCAGUUUGUUUGACCAGUACAGUGUGUGUGCUCUAUACCAUGCUCAGGCAAACAUACUUCCUUGGCCCUGGCAUGUUUGGAAGAGGUGGGCUUCAGCAUUGAACAGUUGCUCAUGCAUAGGCAAUGUGGACAUGACACGCAACCCCUCUUAUUGCUGCAUUGCAUAAUCAAUAUACAUGAUGAAUGAAUAAUAACAUAAUGAAUAAUUUAGUCCAAAUAAAAUUGGUAUUUUCUCCUUGACAUACAUCCUCUACUCGAGGUCUAAACUUUCAUACCAGCAUAUGGUGGACAAUCAUAUUUCAGUGCGGUCAUGGCAGCCGGUCUUGUGUGAGUGCACCCUUUCAAUAGUUUGAACAGAAAACACAGUUGGUUUUAUCAGUUCAGUGUCUCCAUUUAUGCCGGAAAAAACUAAACAUUCACGGUCCAUCUGAAUUUUUUAAAAGGGAAAGUAACUCAACACAUUUUCUAGUAGGGUAAAAUGUUCCGUCUGUUACAUAAUCCCCCACACUCUCAUGUGGUAAUAUUUUUCUAUUUAGUUGUCUGUUAACUCAUAAAACACAUUAUUGUGUGGUAUGAUGAUAACAGGACAACAAUCUUUACACAGUAAAAAAUUUAAUAAAAUUCACUUGUAUGCCUGUGCUCAUCUGCCAGUAUGCCACAUGGAUUCAUUUAAUUUAAGUAAUUUUUCACUGUUUAAGGAACACAAAUACCAUCAUAUACUGUAUCUAUAUACAUUUUAAAAAGCACUCAACCAAUGCCAAGAGUUCCAUCAUAUGACUAUAUUUAUUCCGAACAUAUUUAUUUAACAAAGCAGCAUCUUUCCAUCUCUUCGCCUUUUUUAACCCAGUGUUUUUCAUCAGUCAUCUUUGUCUCGACUGCAUUUCUUUCAAACUACUUACUAUCUGUAUAAAAGUUCUAGCCAUUACUUUGUCAGAAUUUUUACGAUUUAAGUUGUCAUUGUAAAUAUUUGUAAUAUUUGUAAUUUAUAUACUUACAUUUAAAGAGCAGAAAGUAUUGAGAUGAAGUGACUAGUUUCCUGCAAGUUGCCAUAAUUUGCGUCCCAAGAGUUUGCAGUAUUCUUGGGACAGAUCUAGAGAUAUGCUUUCUUACCGCAGAAUGUACUAGUGAUCAUUUUGUCAGAAGUGUAGAAUUAACCAUGUGACAACAUUGUGAAGGUGCAGAAAAUUGAUUAACAUGUAAAUAUAUGUUGUAAUUUAAGUUCUUUUAUAGUUCCAAAACUUUGAAAUCUUUCGUAAAAUAACUUGUACAUGAUACAUUGCUGUAUUUGGAAAAUAUCUGAAAUAGUUCAUUUUUUAUAUUUGUACUCAGUAAUUGUCAUUCAUAGUUUGUCAAGUUGUCUUGUCCAUGUAAUAGUGGUAGUGUUUUGAAAUAAAUGCCCUUGUUUUAUUUCAUCCAUUUAGUUUUAUAUUAAUUACUGUCAAUAUUCACUCUUGUGUUGGUGUGUACUAUGUGUUUUUAAACAUGAUUAAUGUUUAAAUACGACCUGGAAAAGAUAAAAUACAACUUUGGCAAAA